This is a messenger RNA of Notolabrus celidotus (New Zealand spotty), 4615 nucleotides long. RefSeq names its product dishevelled-binding antagonist of beta-catenin 1 (gene dact1). Bases 1 to 2463 code for a protein of 820 amino acids. Gene Ontology annotation, biological process: negative regulation of canonical Wnt signaling pathway; negative regulation of JNK cascade; regulation of Wnt signaling pathway, planar cell polarity pathway. The record is from RefSeq and is a predicted model, not a curated record. Gene Ontology annotation, cellular component: cytoplasm. The transcript is spliced from 4 exons. NCBI's taxonomy places the organism in Eukaryota, Metazoa, Chordata, Actinopteri, Labriformes, Labridae.
AUGAACCAGCAGGAGAGCUCACCUACACAGGACAUCACACACUGUGUAAUUAACCCUCUCUGUCCGGGUCAGGGUCUACGUCUGAGUCUGGGAGAGGGUUUGGGUCAGGGUCUGGGUCUGAACUGUCUGCGCAGGAGGGACACAGGACUUCUCAGUCAGCUUCAGGAGCUGGACCGUCAGAUAAGCGACCUGCGACUGGACACCGAGGAUUCACUUGACCCGCCGGAGACGGACAGCAGACCCAGCUCAGGUUUCUAUGAGCUGAGUGACGGGGCGUCCGGCUCUCUCUCGAACUCGUCAAACUCCGUCUUCAGCGAGUGUUUCUGUUCCGGGGCUGACGCUGACGGACGACUCCCUCCUGCAGAUGAGCUGUCCAGCUGUUUGGACUGUGAUGGUCUGGUUGGAGGACUCUGUGACGACUCGUCUUUCUGUGGCACGGUCCGACGCUCGCUCUCAGCUCCUCAGCCGCCUACCUUGGACCCUGUGUCCCUGGUGGUCUCCUGUGACUCUCAAGUAUCCAAGUAUCACUGCGACCUGGUGGUCCGAAGUGGCAGUGAAGUCUACCGCUACCCGAGCCCUCUGCAUGCCGUGGCGGUCCAGAGCCCCGUCUUUCUGCAGAAGUGGGGCCAGGGGAGUCACAGCAGAGAAGAGGGGGCUCCAAAGAGUCUUGAGUCUUCCCCUCUUCCUGUUUCAGCUCCUUCUGUACCUCAGAGCUCCUCCUGGCCCGCCCCCUCCUCCUCCUCCUCUUCGUCUCUGACUCCGUCACAGAAACGACUGGACAGCUACAUCAUCAGUCUGCUGCAGAGGAGAGCCCUACCCAUCAGGACUAACAGACCCAGGACCAGUAUCAGCACCGACCCAUCAAAGAGCAUCCUGAGGCAGGGCAGUCUCUGUGUAAGGCAGUUUUCUGAUCCCAGCUCUAGGUCUGGUUUUGGGACUGUGAGGGGGUCUGACCUCAGACCCUCCUGGCCGGCUGCAGGAGCAGAAGGUGCCGUGACCUGGUCUCCUCAGAGUCAGUGGUCUGGGGGAAGUAAAUCGGAGGAGCAGGAUUCUCCCGGCGUCUACCCUGAUGGCAGCAUCGACGCAAUGCAACAUGGCUUCAAGGUUACCCUCAGUGACCCGACACCAGACCCGAACCCGUCUCCUCUAAAGAACAGCGUCCAAACUGGCUCACCUGCCAAGAACCAGGACUCCAACCCGAGCACUCACAGUCUGCUGAAACAGAAAGGCAGCAGGCCUCUCAGGGAGCUGGGCUGUCCCACAUCAAGCUCCUCCCCCAAGGAGACCAAAACGCCAUGUUACCCGCCUGACCAGGAUCUGCCCCUCAAACCACUGCCAACUGUCAAACCACAACCAGCUGCUCCUAGAGACACCCCUAAACCCCCUCAGACCGAGAAGUCGGUUCCUGAUAAGACCAGUGAAGGUUCCUCCCACAGUCAGGAUCCACCGGGAGGAGGGGGUCUCAUGGUUGAUGCUAAGCUCAUCCGCCCUCAGCGGCAGACCGUCAAACCCUGUAAGAGUGGCAACAAAAUCCUCAAGUCCGUCAAAGUGAAGAACGCAACACUCAGGAUGAGUCCGGACCCUGGACUCAACGAGAGAAGAGGGGACAAGUCUUACCACAGGUCCAGCUCAAAGAGGUCCCGGCUGCUGGAAGACGGUGGCUCCAUCCACGUUAGAGGCUCCAGGAGAGCAGCUGGUGGUGCUAACGGGACGUCCUCCUCCAGAAUGAGACGCCUCCCUGCGUCCAUCCCAGAGGGCCGAGUCCUGGACCAACACGCCACGUCAACACGGAGCAGUGUGCAGUCAGCUUCAUCCAGGAACCAUCCCCAUGGACACCAUCACCAUGGACACCAUCACCAUGGUCACCACCAUCAUCAUCACCAUGGACGAGACCAGGUUGUAGUCCUCGCCAAACCGAAGUACAAACGGAGUGAUUACUGGCGGUUGCGAGCGAUCAUGGAGGUUCCGUGCGACGAGGCGUUCAGGCGCGCUCAGCGGCGUAAGAGAAAGGAGCUGCUGAGUCAUUCUGCUGCCAACGGGUUCCUCCCCUCUCAUGCGUUGUCGAGCAGCCCGUACGCCGCCUGUACGGCAGGAAGUGACUCUGAGUAUUCAGCCGAAUGUGCGUCGCUCUUUCAUUCCACCAUCGUGGACACCAGCGAGGACGAGCGGUCCAACUACACCACCAACCGCUUUGGAGACAGCGAGUCCAGCGGGGACGAGUACGUGGAGGAGAGCACCACCACCAGUGAUACAGAGGAGAGUGGAGGGGGUGGGGCUGGGGGCGGGGCAGGUGGAACAGGAAGGGGGUGGGGCCAGUCUGAGGCAGCAGGGGCCCCGGUGACUGGGAAGGCAAUGACCGCAGCUCAGGCGAAGGCCUUCAUAAAGAUCAAGGCCUCCCACAACCUGAAGAAGAGAUUCCUCCGGUUCAGGUCGGGUUCUCUCAAACUCAUGACCACAGUGUGAGUCAGCAGGUCCAGAGCCCCGCCCCCAUACCUGCUGAGGUGUCUUACCUCUGCACUCUCAAUGUACCGGAAACGAGCCCAACUGUGACCCACACCUGAGGGAGGAGCAGACAGACCUGUGGUUGGACCGGAGCUCAUCCACCUUCGUACCCGCAUGUGUGACCAAUAAGAGUGGACUGUUACCCUAACUGGUCAGGUACACCCGGGUACACCUCAAACCUGCACAGAGAACCGGUCCAUCAGAGGGACUUGGUGUGGUCCUUUAUGUGCACCUGAGGUGUGGCCCACAGCUCUGUGGUUCUGGACGGCCUUAAAGGUUCUGGAGGUUCAAAUGGUGGAUUUAUGAUUUGGUCCCUGAACCGCUCGUAGAGACAAACCCGCUCAGGGUCGCUCCAGCAGAGCGCUGACCUCACUGAACAGUCCGGACUAACGCAGCAUCAGAUGCAGAGCUUAUGAUGAGCCAAUCAAAUUGGCGUCCUCCAUCAGGGCCUCACCUGUACCUGCGGUCUGCUUCAGAGCAGGAUCUCGCAGCUCAACGGGUCUGAUCGGGACAAGCGAUCGAACAGCCAAUCAGACGGACUGUGUACAAACGUCGGCCACUUCCUGCGUGUUGAAGCUCGGAGGGUCGACUCAUUUUGGUUUCUUCAGGUCUGAUGCUGAACUGGACCUCCAGUUAGUCUAGGUCCAGGCUGACUUUGUGGUCUGAGACCUUCCAGCUUCAGAUCACGGAGCACUUUAGUCUCCUCAAAGACUUUAAAGAGGUCUAGACCAUCAGACCUUUACUCUGAAGCACUCUGCGAUGUCUCUGCUGGACUGUGUUCUCCAGGUGGUUCCUCAGGUGUCUGAUGAUGUCUCUGGACCUCUCCUGAUGGUCUAGUUGAAGGUCUUGUGGAUGGUCCUGGUGAGGGUUGUGGGUUCUGCAGGGUUCAGGUUGAGUCUUGCUUCAGUCCUCUCUGUAUUUGCUGCACUUUGAGACGGACUGCGAUGCGUCUGUGUUUCGUAGCCUUAUUUUGUAUUUAUGACCUUUGACCUUUGACCUUUGGUUGUAGGGCGCACGCCACAUGCCGUGUUUUUAUUGGUCGGUAGAGUGACGGUGCUAUGUUUGAUGAAAGCUAUUUAACGCUAAUAUAUUUGCUUGGUAUAUAUUGGAUCUUCACACGGUGCGGACUGACGGCAACACACGGACUUAUACUGUCACCACUGUUGCCACGGUAACAGUACCACACAGGCCUGUCUGCUGGAUCAGGACUAAAGUCCGGUCUGAAGCUGGGUCCGCUGUUUCAAACUUCAGAGAAACUUUCAGAUCUCACGUUUCUGUCUCAAUCUCUGAAACUUAGCUUAGGUUAGCUUAGCUUAGCUUAGCACAAAGACUGUGAGCAGAAGGGAUCGGGACUGUUAGCCUGUAUGCCUUAUAGAGGAAUCUGUCAGGUGUUUACAUGCUAACCACAUAAACUCUGUUAAGGUGGCUAAAGCAGUUAGCAUGUAGCAUUAAAAGUAUGGGGCGGGGUUAGAAGCAGUGAAUCUGGGGGCGGGGUCAGAAGCAGUGAAUCUAGGGGCGGGGUUACAAGCAGGGGGCGGGGUUACAAGCAGGGAGCGGGGUCAGAAGCAGGGGGCGGGGUUACAAGCAGGGAGCGGGGUCAGAAGCAGGGAUGUGGUUAAAAGCAAAGGGCGGUGUUAGAAGCAGGGCGCGAGUCAGACGUCUCUGAAUGUAAUUAAUAAAAAGUGCACUUAGAUUAGCGUUAGCCUGUUAGCUUCUAGAACUUAUUGCUGAAAAUAAAGAGUGUCAGCAGGUCUGCUGCUGGUCUUUGUGCUAAGCUAAGUCAUCUGGAUGCAGUGGAUCUGUUUCAUCUGAUCGCUCAGGUGUGAACAGCUCGUCACAGAAACCAGCUCUCCUCACCUUUCACCUUCUCUUAGAUUCAAACCUUCAAAACCUCCUCCUGAGGGUCCUGUAGGUGAUGUGAUACACACCUGUACACCUGUGUACCUGUGUACCUGGGUACCUGAGUACCUGGGUACCUGUGUACCUGUGUACCUGGGUACCUGUGUACCUGGGUACCUGGGUACCUGGGUACCUGGGUACCUGGGUAGUGUGUAAAAAGUUCUGUGUUUGCUGAAACCUUUUUACGCUUUAAUAAACGUGGACUUGAACUCUA